CGAAUCUCAAAGCGUCAGCGCCUCCCAAAACGAAGCCCUCCUUGCUCGGCUGUUCCCUUGCUCCCCUCCCGACUCCCGUCCCCCGCCGCCGCGCGCCGCCGCCCAGAGAGAGAGAGAGAGAGAGUGAGAUACCAAGCUCGAGGACAGCACCACGCGCGACGGCGAGAGAGCGUCCGUAGCCCAAGGCGAUGGCGAACAAGCGGCAGCGGGAAGCGCGGAAGCGCUUCCGCGAGGCGAACCCGGGCCUCUUCCCCGCCAACCCGACCCCUCCCGCCGACGGCACCAAGAAGAAGAAGAACAACAAGAAGAGCAUGUUCAAGAAGACGAGUAAGGCGGGUGGGGGAGGCGCGGGGAGGUCGAAGCACCCGCUCCGGGUCCCCGGGAUGCGGCCCGGGGAGCGGUGCUUCAUCUGCAAGGCCGCGGACCACGUCGCCAAGGUCUGCCCCGAGAAGUCCCUCUGGGAGAAGAACAAGAUUUGCUUGCUCUGCAGGCAACGAGGUCAUAGCCUGAAGAAUUGCCCUGACAAAAAUGAUGAAAAUUUGAAGAAAUUCUGUUAUAAUUGUGGUGAAUCUGGGCACUCACUUUCCAAGUGCCCCAAACCCAUUGAAAAUGGGGGUACAAAGUUCGCAAGCUGUUUUGUCUGCAAACAGCAGGGACAUUUGAGCAAGAAUUGUCCUGAAAACAAACACGGCAUUUAUCCAAAGGGAGGUUGCUGUAAGAUAUGUGGUGAAGUUACACACCUGGCCAAGCAUUGUCCAAACAGAGGGAGGCAAGACUUGAUAUCUUCUGGGGAUGAUGCUUUCAAUACGGAGGAGCAUCACCUGGAAGACAAUGCUGUUCUCCGGGGUGGAGAUGACCUUGAUGACGAUUUUAUUGAAGAAGAAGAGGCGAACUCAGCGUCGGGGAUGGCCGUGGGCGACGAGUGCAAGCUCAAGUUCCAGGAGCUCAAGUCGAAGAGGAGCUUCCGCUUCAUCACGUUCAAGAUCGACGAGCGGACGCAGCAGGUGGUCGUGGACAGGCUGGGCCAGCCGGGCGACACCUACGACGACUUCACCGCCUCCAUGCCCGCCAGCGAGUGCCGCUACGCCGUCUUCGACUUCGACUUCGUCACCGACGAGAACUGCCAGAAGAGCAAGAUCUUCUUCAUCUCCUGGUCGCCGGACACGUCGAAGGUGAGGAGCAAGAUGCUGUACGCGAGCUCCAAGGACCGGUUCAAGAGGGAGCUGGACGGGAUCCAGGUGGAGCUGCAGGCGACCGAUCCCAGCGAGAUGAGCAUGGACAUCGUCAAAGCGAGAGCCCUCUGAAUUAACCAAGAUGUUCCCAAGCCUCCCUUAAUCAAUCGUUCGCGCGUGCUAGCUGAUCAAGCGAUCAGGCAUAUAUAUAUGCAUGCAUGCUCUCAUGCUCCAGCAGGAACAGAACAAUGCUUGUUUUUGCAUCGGGUUCCUGCAUAUAUGCAGGCUUUCAGUGUUUGAUCCUACCUGUCGAUCAGAGUACUGUCAAUUCAUUAAUUAGUACUCCUGUAAACUAGAUGAUCUUUUAUCUUCUCCGAUCUGGCCCAUUCUAGACCCGUUAUUCCAAUAUCGAUUUUUCCUGUUAUUGCUGAGGUACAUA
This is a messenger RNA of Oryza sativa Japonica Group (Japanese rice), 1611 nucleotides long. The record is from RefSeq and is a predicted model, not a curated record. Lineage: Eukaryota; Viridiplantae; Streptophyta; Magnoliopsida; Poales; Poaceae.